UCGAAAAUGGAUGACAAAUUUCGGUCAAAAAAGUGUAGUGAGGGUGAUUCGCAUAUGCAAUCGGGAAACAAAUGGCUAGAGACUUCUAUUUGGAAGCUGAAGACCAGUCCUGACUAUGACAGUGCGGCAGCUGACUUCGACAAAGCCCUCACUUGUUACAAACUCGCAAAAGACAUGGACAAGGCAAUAGAUGCUGCUAUGAAAUCAGCUGAAUGUUAUUUGAAGACUAGUCAAGAGUUCCAUUGCGCAAAACUAAUAGAGCAAGUGGCUCUUUUCUACCGGGACAAAAACGACAUGAAAAUGUGCUGCAAAUACAUCGAACAGAGUUCAAAUCACUACACCAGCUGUGGUGAAAUAGACAGUGCAUUCCAAUGUAUCGAACGACUAGCCAAGUCGUUGGACCAAUCGAGUUCUUCAACUGAGCUACACAAAAUGACAGCUGUUGCUCUGCUUAAAAAAGCAUUUGAAGUUGGGAAAAUAUCAAAUCGACCACACGAAGCUGUAAGUGCUCUAGAUUACGCAAGCAAGAUUCUACUGAGUUUGAAAAAAUACGAAGAGUCUCUCGAAAUAGUGGAGCGAACUUGGAAUUUUUACGAAGAAGUUAAUAAUCCGAAGAUGCUUUUCAGAGUCGGUCUUCAUUUUGUCUUGUUAAAUUUACAACUACAAAGGUUCGAACCUGCGCUUGAAAUGAGCCAGAAAAUGUUGAACGUUGACGAAGAGUUAGCUGGAGAGCUUAAUGUAUUGAUAAAAGCAUUCGAAAUGGGUGACCAAAAAUUAGUUUCAAAAAUAACAAUGGGUCAGAAUUUUGUCUAUACUGAAAAUGAGUUUGCAAAAUUAGGAGCAAAUUUGAAAGUUUCGGAAAGUGCGGAGGAGAUUUUUGUGAGAAAUGGCAGCAGAUCUUUAGACUCUGGGUUCGCAAGUGGGUCAACUGGGAUGAGUAGAGAAGUAGAAUUUGAUGAAGAUGAUUUGUCGUAAAAUUGGGACUGCGUGCAAACAAAACCAGAAUUCAUAAACCGAUUUGUACCCAUUUCAGUUUCUAGUAGAACAGGGUCAAUUAAAAUCUUAGGUUUUCAAGAUAUUAACGUCUUAUGCAUUUUUCCGAAAAAAGUUCUUUUUUAAACCAGAUAACUUACUUUUUCUUGAUUUUGCAGCAGUUGGUUGUUUUGUUUGCUUAAUUUUCUGUAUAAAACGCAGUUUCAACUGAGAGUAUCAGCUAAAAGUAAAAAGUUGGUGGAAUAUUAAUGGUGCAGUUAUCUUUUUCGGACCCUCUGAGGACAACAUGAGCGUCUGAAUUGCCCGUAAACUCCGGAAAGAAUUAUUGCCAUUUUCACCCUGUUCAUAAUUGACACUAGCUGCUAGUCUAAGUUUUAAGAAUGUAUCAUUUAUCGAUAGUUUACAGAUGAAUUUUGUUGUACAGUCUAUUUAUUUUAAAAUUGGCGACCGAUAAUUUGAUUGUAAUUUAGCAUGUUAGCUGUGCAUCUUUGUUUGAUUGUAAUUCAAGUCAAACUUCGA
Symsagittifera roscoffensis is the source of this 1512-nucleotide messenger RNA. RefSeq lists its product as uncharacterized. Gene Ontology annotation, biological process: intracellular protein transport. Gene Ontology annotation, molecular function: soluble NSF attachment protein activity; syntaxin binding. The transcript has 3 exons. Gene Ontology annotation, cellular component: vacuolar membrane; SNARE complex. Bases 7 to 975 code for a protein of 322 amino acids. The record is from RefSeq and is a predicted model, not a curated record. NCBI's taxonomy places the organism in Eukaryota, Metazoa, Xenacoelomorpha, Acoela, Convolutidae.